AUGUCGUCGCAGCUUGGUGGCGGUGGAGACUGCGGCGCGCCCUUGGAGCGGGCCAGGGGAGGAGCGUCGAAGGUGGCCAUGUUGAAAGUAUGGGGUCAUAGCCUUAUAGGGUCCAUCGAUGAGGCGAUGUUGGGCCCUUUCGCCGGGUCACGUCUCGGAGUUGUCGUUUCCAUUGCGCGCGCAACCGCGGGAGGGUCGCGAUGGGAGCUGGUCGGGCCAGUGCGACAGGAGAGCGCAUCACCGCUGCAGGUGAUCUUGCGCCACUUUGAGAACCACGCCCGGGCCCUGCGGCAACGACCGACGUUCAAUGAAUUGAGUCCCCGAGGCCGGGCCGGAGCCGAGGCAGGGAGCCCGCCCCGAAGCAAGCGGUCGUCAGCGCCGGAUUGCAUCGACGACACAGUCUCUCCCCUCCGCCCCGCGUCAUCUGCUCGCGUCGCCGAGCGCGUUCUGUCGCUCUUCUUCAUGCACUUCGUCUGUCUCUACCGAGUCGCUUCAAACGCUAUCCCACAUGCAAAACACGAACCCCUUCCUCCCCGCGGGAAACGACCUGGAAAAAGCGAUGCCGUUACGGAUCAGGACAUACGUAAGAAUGGAGAGUCGGCUUGCGCUGAGUGUUAG
Molecule: messenger RNA, 618 nt
Organism: Purpureocillium lilacinum
Lineage: Eukaryota; Fungi; Ascomycota; Sordariomycetes; Hypocreales; Ophiocordycipitaceae
Source: RefSeq, a predicted model, not a curated record